Messenger RNA from Oikopleura dioica, 1467 nucleotides. The record is from the annotation of a GenBank genome assembly. NCBI's taxonomy places the organism in Eukaryota, Metazoa, Chordata, Appendicularia, Copelata, Oikopleuridae.
AUGAGCCUAAAUAAGCUGCCUUCGCUCAAAUGGUACACAGUUUUAUCACUUACAUCCUUCGUCGGCCUUACUCUCACGCUUUCCUACAACAAGGAUCUUUGGCCCUCUUUACCUGAAAAUGAGCUUCUUUCUUCGCCCGAGAUUGAGUUAUUGACCGAGGAAGAGGUCGACCUUGAACGCGCUCAAAUGAGAAACAGCUGGCUUGAGGAAAAUUGGGUUGUUUCCUUGAUUAUUAUAAACAUGGCUGCUUGUAUGCUUCUUCUGUUCUCCAUGGCUGUUAUUCGUGUCGUCUUCGGUGAACUUCGUAACGCUGAGAAAAACUCUGCGAAAGACAAGUUCUGGAAUUAUGUUUUUUAUAAGUUUAUUUUCGUGUUUGGUGUGAUAAACGUUCACCAAGCCGGAGAGGUGCUUCUUUGGGCUGCUUGGUUUUCUGUUCUUGCUAUGCUUGUUGUUAUGACGAAGAUAUCAAAGCUACGAUUUGAACAUCUUUCCUUCUCACCAAAUACCGCUAGAAAUCUUCAUUGCAAAGUACUAGGCCUUCUUGGGACAAUCAUAUUUUCAUCCUCUCUUAUCUUCGUUCUGUUUAUCAGGAAUCGCGACUUUUUCACGCUUCACAUUCUCUGUUUCUUACUUGCCGAUAUCGCCGUUUUGACAAUCAGAGCAACCCAUGUCACUUCUCGCUACCUAAUCCACCUGUAUGAUCUUAGCCGCGCUGGAGUUUGGGAAUACAAGGGCCGUUGGUUGCACUACAACGACCUUAUUCUAUCGUCUUCAUUUCUUAUCCUCGACCUUGUUCACCAUUUACACAUGCUUCUAAGCGGCAAUCUUUGGCUAUCCAUGGCAUCUUUAGUAAUCUGUAUGCAUGUGCGAUUCUUGCUAAACGAGCUUCAAAAGCAACGAACCAAACACCUGACUUAUCAUCGCGUUAUUUCCGACAUGGAAUGCAAAUACCCCCAAGUACAGACCAAGGGUGAAUGUCUUAUCUGCUGGGAUACCUUCAGCUCCGCUCGGCGGCUCACAUGUGGUCAUUGUUUCCACAGUUCCUGCCUCCGCCAGUGGCUUGAGCAAGACGCUUCGUGUCCAAUUUGUCGCUGUCGCUUGAACCAAGAAGAAGAAGUCGAAGAAGAACCGCCCGCUCCCAUCGCGCCAGCAGAACCCGUCUGGUCUUUCAAUCUCCGUAGGAUCUCCAACUGGCUUCCGUCUUGGAAUAUCACCGUCAAUUAUGAUUUGCAACCGCGGCCUAUGAACAACACGCGUCUCCAGCAAUCCGCUUCUGAGCUUCAACAAAUAUUCCCUCACAUAUCUCGACGUGCAAUACUUGAGGAUCUACGAAGUACUGGCUCUAUUGAUCUCACAACUGAUAACAUACUCGACGGCCAGUUGGAUGAGCCCGACCCCGAUUCCGAGUCAGAAAACGAACCAGCUGCCGACUUAAACCUAAUCGAUUUACGCCUUCGUCGUACUUGA